AUCUCUUAGGGAGAUUUGUUUUCUUAAUCUUCAUCAAAAAAGUCUGAUGGCACAUAUAGUAGUUACUCAGAAAAAGAGACACUGGGGUAAAUCAAGCAAUCUUGCAGUAAAUCAAAGAAUUGCUUUGUAAGCAAAAGAAACCAAAGAUGCUUUGAACAAUCAGGGGAAUGUCCCUGCACGCUCAAAGAUACAAAGUGCUGCUGGUAGGAUCUGUGUACAAAGGUGGGCAGCCAGAUGAGGUUGAGUUCAAAGCAGGAAGAUCAGUGGAGUACUGUACUCACGCAGCAGCAGAGCCUGGGAGAAUGUGUCUUUGGCUUCUUCUUUUAAGAUUUUUUGAAAACGUACAGAAACUGUGACAUAAAGCCCCCACGCUGAAGUCUUCCUUCAUAAGCAGUUUUGUCACCGGUGAAGCUCUGGCACCUGGGAGGAAUAUUCUCACUCUCUCUUGACAACAUCAUACCCAGAGGGUAAAGAAAUUGACUGAGAGAGAAUCUACAUCAUUCUGCAAGAUUAAAAACAUGAUGGCAGUGACCUCGGACUAUGAAUCUAUUGCACCAGAUGAUUACUCAGAUGAAGGGCCCUGCAACCUCGACCCUAACCCCAUUGAGGUCAUCACCCAAACUUACAUCCACUCCAUCAUCUGUGCCUUCGGCCUGAUUGGUAAUGCUCUUGUGAUCGUCACCUACAUAUACUACAAGAGAGCCAAGACGAUGACAGAUGUCUAUCUCUUGAACGUGGCUGUGGCUGACUUGAUCUUUGUAGUAGCUCUACCAUUUAUCAUAUACAACGAGCAGCACGGUUGGUUGAUGGGUAUGGUGGCUUGCAAGAUUCUAAGGUCAGCCUACAGCAUCAACCUCUACAGUGGCAUGCUCCUGCUCGCGUGCAUCAGUGGCGACCGUUAUGUAGCUAUAGUUCGAGCCAGAAGAUCCUUCGGUGCUCGCUCACGCACUCUGAUCUACAGCCGCCUCAUCUGCUCAUCUAUUUGGGUGUUUGCAGUGGCUUUAACUCUGCCCACAGUCAUCUACACUGAGCUCUUCGAAGAGCAGACUCUAGGGGCUGGUUCCGGCGCUAUGAUGUGUCAGCUGCGUUUCAGCAUGAAUGAAACAGCAAAGCUAAUGAAGGUGCUGGUUCCAAGCCUUCAAAUGGCCAUUGGGUUCCUGCUGCCUCUGUCGGUGAUGGUGUUCUGCUACUCCAGCAUCGUGUGCACCUUGCUGAGAACGCAGAGCAGCAAGAGGCACAAGGCCGUCCGUGUGGUUUUGGCAGUUGUUGUGGUUUUCAUCAUUAGUCACCUUCCCUACAAUACGGCCCUGCUGAGUCACACUGUGUCUCUUUUUAAGGAAAGGAGUUGUGAGGAAGAAAAGAUCAAACUCCAAGUCCUGGCUGUUUCCAGGACCAUAGCCUACCUGCAUUGCUGUCUCAAUCCCAUCCUCUAUGCCUUCAUCGGGGUGAAGUUCAGGAGCCACUUCCAGCAAAUAAUGCUGGACCUGUGGUGCUUUAGCAAAAAGUACAUCCACACUGUUCGCUCAUCACACGGGACGUCUGAUGUUUGCACGACAGCUCGCAUGUCUUCAGAGGGCUCCAACAACAUGUCAUCCUUCAGUGCAUGAUACUGCUGUGUUCUUAAGGGGAUGAUUAGCAAUGCCAAUGCUGGAGCAGCCUCUCAUUUUUCCCAAGCUGUUGCUUUGCUGUAGCUGUGCAUAAGUAGCUUUAAUUGGCUUAAACAUGAAAUCUUUUCUCAGUAACCAUUAGUAGGUUUCCUUCAGUAUAAAACAACAUCAGACAGUUACUUUCUAGCUUAAUGCAAUAUGUAUAAUGUAAGUCAGAACAUUAAUACAUGUGAUUAAUAGCAAAGUAAAAAAUUUUUGGAAAUGGAAUAUAAUAUAAAUUAGUGUAUACCUGUCACCUGAAAAUAAAAAUUGUGUUUUCUUUA
Messenger RNA from Dicentrarchus labrax (European seabass), 1930 nucleotides. It is a transcript of the gene ccr6b, whose product is annotated as chemokine (C-C motif) receptor 6b. Gene Ontology annotation, molecular function: chemokine receptor activity. Gene Ontology annotation, cellular component: membrane. Gene Ontology annotation, biological process: G protein-coupled receptor signaling pathway; immune response; chemotaxis. Lineage: Eukaryota; Metazoa; Chordata; Actinopteri; Moronidae. The record is from RefSeq and is a predicted model, not a curated record. The transcript has 2 exons. The coding region runs from base 519 to 1607 and encodes 362 amino acids.